Molecule: messenger RNA, 1067 nt
Organism: Histoplasma mississippiense
Lineage: Eukaryota; Fungi; Ascomycota; Eurotiomycetes; Onygenales; Ajellomycetaceae
Exons: 1
Source: RefSeq, a predicted model, not a curated record
AUGCUGCUGAUGGGUGGCAACACUGCCUCCUGCGACUUCCUAGCAAAGGUGAAACCUGACGUUUUGAAGAUGAUUGCCAAUGGGGAUCUUGAAGGUGCGAUAGAUCCAACAUACCUUCUAGAUAAUGAGACAGAACUUGUCGAGAAUGAUGAACCAGAAGACCCUGCCAAUGAGGACGAUCCUGUCCUGAGCACCCUAACUGACCGCCCAACUACCGUGGCGGAAGCCAAAAGGAGCCCUGAUUGGGACUACUGGUAUGAGGCGAUGAAGAAAGAGGUCAGCAUGUUUGAGAACAAGCAGACAUAUAUUGUCGUUGAGAAGACCCCAGGCAUGGAUAUCUUAACUGGUAAAUGGGUGUUUGAUCGCAAGUUGAACAAUAAGGGAGAAACAAUCCGGUUUAGAGCUCGCUGGGUGGUUAGGGGAUUCCUCCAACAACAAGGAGUCCACUAUACAAAGUCGUACGCCGCGGUGGUAUCAGGACCCACGUCACGGAGCUUAUUCGCAAUCUCAACGGCAAAGGGGUGGAAGGCAAAGGCGAUCGACUACGUCUCCGCGUUCUUGAACGGCAUACUACCGCAGCACGAGAUGGUAUAUAUGCAACUGCCUACAGGGAUUAAGCACGGCAGGGGGGGCCUGGUUGGCCUGCUCCGCCAGAGCCUUUACGGGAUGAAGCAAGCAGCGAGGGUGUGGUAUUUCCUUGCGACGGAACACCUCACCACUCUAGGAUUCAAAAUCUCGCCGUACGAUGGCGGAUUCUUAUAUCACCCUAUUCGCAAGAUCUACCUGACAUUGCACGUCGAUGACUGUCGGGUAACGGGACCCCAAGAGCAGCAAUUAGACUGGAUAUUGGCAGAGAUUGCUAAAAGGUUUGAGACAAAGGAUGUCGAAGAGAACAAGCCCUACCUUGGAAUGGAAGUCAAACGUCAAAUGAACGGCGACCUAGCGGUUACCCAGAACCGUUAUAUCGAUGAGAUCCUUGAGGAUUUUGGAAUGGACAAGGUCAACCCGGCCAGCACGCCGAUGGCGGCCGGCAUACGCCUAGAAUUCUCACCAGAUGAAGAUAGCGG